AUGCUGGCCUCGGUUCUGCGCGUGACUGGUGCCAGUUUAAAUGAUUGGAAAGUAAACUAUGAACCAGUCAAGGAUCGUUACAAAGCCGGAGUGGAAGAGUUCAAGAAGGGUAACAUGCUGGGCUUUGCAAAAUUACUUUACUCAAGGGCAUUCUACCCAGACAAUAAUAGUAAUUAUGAAGAGAGAAAAGGUCUGCAUAAUGACAUUCUUGGUCUGCCCAAAGAAAACUUGGAUGAAUACACGAAGAUCGCUGUGGAUAUGGCGGAGAAACAAAGUUGA
Molecule: messenger RNA, 279 nt
Organism: Adineta ricciae
Lineage: Eukaryota; Metazoa; Rotifera; Eurotatoria; Adinetida; Adinetidae
Source: the annotation of a GenBank genome assembly